Gavialis gangeticus (Gharial) is the source of this 3337-nucleotide messenger RNA. RefSeq names its product SS18L1, nBAF chromatin remodeling complex subunit (gene SS18L1). Gene Ontology annotation, cellular component: nucleus. The transcript is spliced from 10 exons. The coding region runs from base 16 to 1185 and encodes 389 amino acids. Lineage: Eukaryota; Metazoa; Chordata; Crocodylia; Gavialidae. The record is from RefSeq and is a predicted model, not a curated record. Gene Ontology annotation, biological process: positive regulation of transcription by RNA polymerase II; positive regulation of dendrite morphogenesis. Gene Ontology annotation, molecular function: transcription coactivator activity.
CAGUCUUAUAGUAACAUGUCUUUUGAUGCUUUGUUUUUUAUCCAGAUGCUAGAUGAAAAUCAUCAUUUAAUACAGUGUAUUAUGGACUAUCAGAGCAAAGGCAAAACGGCAGAAUGUACCCAAUACCAACAAAUCUUGCACAGAAAUCUGGUUUACUUGGCAACAAUAGCAGACUCAAACCAGAACAUGCAGUCGUUGCUUCCUGCUCCACCAACGCAAAACAUGAACUUGGGCCCAGGCGGAAUGACUCAGAGCGCAUCCAGCCAGUCCCUCCAUUCACAGAGCAAUCUCAGCGAUGCGAUUGGGACAGGCCUUCCUCCCUCCUCCCUCAUGCAGAGUCAGAUUAGCAAUGGUCCCAGUCAUGUGUCUAUGCAGCAGUCAGGCCAGAAUACCAUGCCCACCACCUCCUUGAGCAUGACUGUCAGCAGUCAUGCCACGGGGCCUGGUUACAGCCAUACAGUGCCUGCAUCUCAGAACGUGCCAAUGCAAGGCCAGGGGUCAAUAGGCAAUUAUGUUUCUCGAACAAAUAUCAACAUGCAGUCUAACCCAGUCUCCAUGAUGCACCAACAAGUGGCAACGUCACAUUAUAAUUCAGCACAAGGAGGGAGCCAACAUUACCAAGGACAGUCCUCCAUUGCCAUGAUGAGUCAGAGCAACCAAGGCAACAGCAUGAUGGGACAGCGACCCAUGGGUCCCUACAGAGCUUCACAGCAAGGUUCCUCUCAACAGUACAUGGGGCAGGAGGAAUAUUACAGUGAACAGUACAGCCAUGGACAAGGCUCGUCAGAGCCUAUGAACCAGCAAUAUUAUCCAGAUGGUCAUAGUGAUUAUGCAUAUCAGCAGUCAUCCUACACUGAGCAGAGCUAUGACAGGUCAUUUGAGGACUCUACACAACAUUACUAUGAAGGAGGAAAUUCUCAGUAUAGCCAGCAACAGGCAGGAUACCAACAGGGAGCUGCGCAACAGCAAACGUAUUCACAGCAGCAGUAUCCAAAUCAGCAAAGCUACCCAGGACAACAACAAGGAUAUGGUCCUGCACAGGGAGCCUCGUCACAGUAUUCCAGCUACCAACAGGGACAGGGGCAGCAGUAUGGAAGUUAUAGAGCUUCUCAGACAGGACCAUCUGCUCAACAACAGAGGCCUUAUGGCUACGAGCAGGGCCAAUAUGGAAACUACCAGCAAUAAAGGGACAUAUUCCUGUGUCAGAUUCAUUUCAAUAGUAUAUCCAUCUUUUGAACUGGAUGUACAGGCUGAUUCAUUGUAAUAUGUUGGUUAUCCCUUAGCACAAAGCAGCGUCUGUAUGUGAACAGUGUUCAUUUCAUGCUGGAUAUGAAGCAGUGCACUACUGGUAACAAGACAAUGCUUUAAUGGUUUGAUAUUUGGUGCUGUGUCUAGUACUGUAUGUUGAUUACAAUGCAGAAGUUUGUUUCCCCCCCCCCACCUCCCUCCCCAUUCUUGAUGUUUCUGAAUAGCUUUAGGGGUCAUUUGAUCACAGUUCUGUGCAUCCAGUUCUGGAAAAUAGCUAGGAGAUUCUGCAGUCCAGGAAAAUACUAAGACAGUCUCAUCUGUGCUCAGGCAGUUAUCCUAGUACAGGUUACAGACCUUUGUUUCACUGGAUGCAUUGCAGUUUACCUGUUUUAUAUGCCAGCCUCUGAAAUCCAUGGCUCUUAUUUCUGCCACUUUAAGGUAAAGGGACAGGUAUGCUCUUUACAUUGAGACAAUAUCCAUGCUAUAAGAUGAAAACAAAACUAACUAAAAUAAUAUUUAAUUGGCUGAAGAUACUCUGCACAGCAAAUUUGUAUCAUGGUUACAAGGCCUAAAUACCCACCUCUUUUUUAAUACAUCUAUAUACUAUUCCACGUUUUUGUAGUAAAUGGUACAGAAAGAUGAUCAAAACCCAUAUUCAAGAAAAUACUAAUCACUAGAGGCACCUUUUAUGCAUAGACAUAAAGCAAGGUAUGUAUCAUCAUGAACAAAAAAAUAAAAGGGAGCUUUGGAAUCUGUCAGUCUGCUAGACAUCAAUAUUGCUUCAUAUCGUGCUUGGCUUAGGAAAAAAACUGGCAAAAUUUCUGUCUGAAAUACACUAUUCCAGAUUUUAUAGCACACUUUGGUUCAUGCCAAAUUUCCCAAGCAGGUGGUUAGUUGCCCUUUUCAUUUCUGAUCCUUCCACUGCCUUCUUUACACUUUCCAGAAAGCAUUACACCUAUAAAUCAUCAGGAACUGACUUUCUGCAGCUCCUCAUUGCUUUUACUUUGCCCUACUCUAGCUUGAUAGAAAUAAUUCAGAAUCGGUGUGAAAAAUCCAUUUUUGUUUAAAGGGAACAUCUAUUACGCAUAUAGAAAGGGUAUUAAUACAUUCAGCUGUUAGAGGAAAAUCUAUAGAGGGAGAACUGAGAAAUACUGUAUGUGCACAAUGGUAGUUAAAAGCCGAUAUGAACAAGAAAAAAUGCAGUUCUUACUCAGUUUAAUGCUUCAUAAAAAUGAUGAUACAUUCAAAUUGAGAAAACAGUUUCUCUGUGGCUAAAGUGUUAAAGUGACCAAAAUGUAUGUCCCAUGUAUUUUUUUAAAUGCAAAUAUUAGCCUAAAAUUAAUUGGAACUUCUAGACUAUAGAGUUGAAUUAUACCCUCUAUGGAGUUUUUUUCCUUUUCUGUCUAAAUUGGCGUGUUUGUUGGUUUUUACAUUGUGGAGAUUUUACCUUCUGAAAGCUAAGACCUACCAAUAUAGAUGUCAUACUUUACAUUUUGAUUUUGCCAGGAAAGGCUAACUUUAUGCCUGGAUAGCUAAAUAGCUUCUUAUUAAAUGUUGUUCAAGCUGUGCCCUUGCUACAGAAGCACUUCUCAUUGCUGAUCAAGGACGUGGAAUUCACGUUUCGAGUUAGUCUUCAUUUCUCUUUCUUCCUGCUGAUGUUUGCCUGCAACCCUUAAGUAUCAAGAAAAGGACAGAAAAGGAAAAAAAAAAAAAAGUAAGUUUUGUUUCUCCAUAAGUGUUACUGUGACAGAUAGCUAGAACACAGUGACUCCUUUCCAGCUCGGAGAUGGCUUUUUACGUGGAUUUUGAAAGUGCAGAGAAAAGACGAGCAACAGUUAACAACACCAUGCGAAGCAGCAACGUGACAUCGGGUCCGCAAUGUCUUACAUUAAGAACUUCUUGAAUGUUGUGUAUAUACUGUAUCUGAAAGAGCACUUUGGAAAUAGUUUGUACAUUUUAUUUCCUAAUUUAUACAUGAUUUUCGGGGUGUUAAAAGAUUUCUAACGGCGAAUAACAGCCCGUUUAUUUAAUGUGCUGUCCAUUUUUAUGUAUCGAUGUGGAACAAAGUGAUGCCAGCGUUUGGACUCGU